Adineta steineri is the source of this 2388-nucleotide messenger RNA. The record is from the annotation of a GenBank genome assembly. Lineage: Eukaryota; Metazoa; Rotifera; Eurotatoria; Adinetida; Adinetidae.
AUGAAUGAACAUCAUCGGUCAAUAUUACAUCGAAUUGAAUUACGUCGUAGAAGUGAACGAGAUAAAUUUGGUUUUGCAAUACAAUAUGAACAACCUUGUUCAAUAUGUGUUUAUUCAGGAAGUUUAGCACAAGCAUGUGGUUUACGUUCCGGACAAAUUUUAGCUAAAGUUAAUGGAUAUAAUGUACUUGAUGCAAGACAUGAUGAUGUUAAAAGACUUGUUUAUGCUAAACAUACAAAUGUUCUUGUACUUGAAGUUCUUGAUCCCGAUGAUGAUAUUGAUGAAGAUGAUAGUAUUAAUUGUAAAGAAAAUAUUUUAUCCCCAUCAUCUUGUCAUAUAACAUCGAAAAUCUCAGUUAAUGAUGGACAUCGUGGACGAAUUCUUCGUGAUGUUAAUACAAUAUCAUCAUCAUCAUCAACAGUUAAUAAAUAUCCUAUAAAACAUUAUUAUAAAAAAGCUCGAGAAUCUUUAACAUCAUCAUCACAAGAUUCAACAGCAAGUACAGCAUCAGAUCCAAUAAUAAAUCAUCAAAAAUCUUUUCCUAAUAUAAAUCGUCAACGUCUUUCCAAAGUAUUAAUUAGUACAAAUCUUCGAAUGUUAUUAUCACAAAUAAAUGAUAUUAUUCUAUUAAAAGAUAUGUAUUCAUCGUUAACACCCGGUGUUAAUCUUAUUGAUUCACAAUCAUCAUUAUCAUUUAAACAUCAAACAUUAUAUACAUUUUCAUCAAUUGAUUUUCUUGGUUAUUUUGAUAUUGAUCAUAAUAAUAAAAAUCAAACAGAAUUAGUUAAAAAAAUACAAAAAUUUCUUAAACGUUCAAUAUUAAAUCCAACAUCAACUAAAAUACAAUUUCAUAUACAAUGUAAACAAUUUCAAAUCAAUCCACUAUGGUUUAAAUUCUUAGCUGGAAAAUAUUUAAGUUAUAUUUGUUUAUUUCAUACUCAACCAACAUUAUUUGCACUUAUACUUUAUUGUUCAAUUAAAACUGAUGAAAAUAUAAAUAAAUUUCAAUAUGUACAUAAUUCAAGUUCAAUGUUUGUUUUUCGUGCAUCAUCAAUUGAUGAACGGAAUCGUAUUAUUCAAUGUUUAUUUACUCGAGCGAAACAUUGUUCAAAUCAACAAUGUAAUAUGGAUAAUAAACAUAGAAAAAAUAAUUUAGAUGAACCAGAUACAUGUUCAACAAAUAGUUCUUGUGCAACAUCAAUUGAUUCGAAUAUUGAUUCUUGUACAACAGGAACUACAUCACAAUCAUCUGUUGAAUCAUCAUCACCAAAUCCAUUACGAUCUUCAAUUGAAGAAGAUGAUGAAGAAGAUGAACGAAGUAUUCCUCCACCACCUGAAUUUGGUCAAGAUGAUGAUUCUUGUCCAGUUCCAUGUUCAUCAUCAUCUUCAUCGUCUUUAUCCGAUGGUGAUUUACUCGAUAAUGAUUUAGGAGGAACAGGUUCAUCAUCAACCACAACAACAACAAUGACAGGUCAAUUCUUAUGGAUUGAUCAUCAACCUCGUCGACAUUCAAUUGCUAAUGAUUCACAUUUGAUUGAUACAAAUGCUUUUCGUUAUCAUCCUUCAAGUCCAUUUGUUGAUCAUCCGCCAUCUAUUGAAGAUUUACGUGCACGUUUUGCUUCAGCUUAUAUUUUAACAACUGCUUCGUCUAUAACAGCUAUUAAUAAUGAAGAUGAAUUAUUAUCACAACAUGAAACAAGUAUUAAUGAAGGUUCAAUUGAUUUUAAUGAACAACAUUGUUUAGUAACAUCAUGGGCAUUGUCUUUUGAAAAACUACUUAAUGAUGAAAUGGGUCUGCAUAUAUUUACAGAAUUUUUAAAAAAAGAAUUUAGUCAAGAAAAUAUUCAAUUUUGGAUUGAAUGUGAAAAUUUCAAAAAAUUAACAGAUCCAGAUGAGAUUCGUACGAAAGCUAAUACAAUUUGGACAACAUAUUUGCAUGAUACUGAUGAUGGUUCAUGUCGAAUCAAUAUUGAUAAUCGAACAAGACAAGAAUGUCAACAAUUAUUAUUAAAUAAUCCUAGUAAUCAUAUUUAUGAAAAAGCUCAAUCUCAGAUAUUUCAAUUGAUGAAGUAUGAUUCCUAUACAAGAUUUUUAAAGUCAGAUAUGUAUAAAGAUUGUAUUCAAAAUGGAAUUCAAGGAAAAUUAAUCUCAUAUUCAAAACAACAAAUAGUAAAAUCUAAUGAACAAAAACCAAAUCAUUUCGUUAAAUUGAAAGAAGAAGAUAAAAAAGAGAAAAAACGAAGUCCAUUUUUACCAUGGACAAAAGCUUUUUCUAAAUGGAAACGGCCAAUAACUUUAAAUACAAUACCUUCAUCAUCAAGUUCAACGUUUGAUUCAUGUUCAGUAAAAUCAUGUCAGAUAACAACAUUUAAUACGCUUCCACGUUGA